CGAAGCCCAUAAGGCUCAAGUCGCCGAGCUCGAGUCUCUUCUGGAACUAGCUAUGACUGGGAUCAAUCAACUGCAGGACCGCAACGAGGAACUGGAAGUCGCCGCCCUCGCCCAGCGCGACGCGGAGGUACUCUCCGCUCACAAGGAACUCAAAGCCGUUCGCGAGGAGGCCGCUGAGAAGACCAAGGCCGUGGAAGCUGCAUGGGACCAGAAGUACAGCGAAGCCGUCGGCCAGCUCAAACAGAGGCUUACCUUCUUGCGUUCGGAGAAGGCCCGUCUCCGAGUCGAAGUCAAAGAGCACAAGCUCGCGGCUACCAUCGAGAAGCAGAAGGACACGGCCGAGGCCGAGCUCGCACCUACAAGUCCGCGCGGAGAAAACCAGAAGCGCGAGGAGGCUUGCGAGCGCCACAUCGGAGCGAGGCGUCUCUUGAGCCUCGGCGACAAGCUCGAGAAGGCCAUGGCGAAGUCUCAGCACACGCGCACCUCUAAGCUGCAGGACACCACAAACCGCCGCGCCACCCGCCUCGUCCCUCUCCAGUUCCCCUGCGACGAGUCCCCCACGCCUGCGCCUACGAAGCCCAUGCGUAAGACGUCUCUGCUCUACCCCGCCUCUAGCUAUGUCCCCGUCCCCGGCGUUCAGGGCACGCCCUACGACCCUGUCCCUCCCAUGCGCUCCUCGAACCUGGUGGACGUGUCGGAGGGCGAGAUCCUCUUCGGCUCCAUGGGCUUGACCGCGAACCCGAUCAACAAGUCGCUCGCCGAGCCCCGCGCAUCUCGGACCGGAGGCGCGGGGCAGAACAGGGCGCCCCGGGUCGCGAACAGGCGUCGGCUUUGAGGCGCUCCGCGUCGCCCUCUCGAAUGAGGUAUGUAUCGCUCUUGUUCCUUCUGCACUGUCUCAUACGAAUGCGUCUGGUGUAGAGGACGAUGCAGUCGAACCAAUAAGGGUUCGACGAAGAGCGACACACACAGGGCCAAUGGGAGAGCUUGCCAUGGUUGUCCGAGACCGACGCUUCAGCGCAUUAUCUCGCUGGCGUUUUGGCGCCAUGGUGGCUUGACGAACGUUGGUCCGUACGUCGUGUGCGUACAGCGUGUGUUGACCUCAGGACGAGUGAGUUUCUGCCCAUCUGCUCAGCGCUCACCAGUCACUGCUGACGUUAUUACCCUCCAGGCUACCGCGUGAGACAUCGCUCUCUGCCUCCACCGUCGCAAGUCCAACGCUCCGAAUCGGUCGCGCACUCA
Molecule: messenger RNA, 1239 nt
Organism: Fomitopsis serialis
Lineage: Eukaryota; Fungi; Basidiomycota; Agaricomycetes; Polyporales; Fomitopsidaceae
Exons: 5
Coding region: 53-835 (260 amino acids)
Source: RefSeq, a predicted model, not a curated record